Mesorhabditis spiculigera is the source of this 3222-nucleotide messenger RNA. The record is from the annotation of a GenBank genome assembly. Lineage: Eukaryota; Metazoa; Nematoda; Chromadorea; Rhabditida; Rhabditidae.
AUGAACGCGUUGACAAAAGCCGUAGAAGUUUUGGCGACAGACAGUGAGGAAAAUUCUCAGCCUCUGACUGACUUUAUCCGAUGGCUCGUGGUGAAGGACGGGUUGCCGAAGAAAAUGGUCGAGACGGUCAUCGACACCAUCGGUUUGAAUUUGGCUAAUACGAACAAGCCGAUUGAUGGGUUCUUGAAAAAUCUUCUCGUCGAGCCUCAAGAGCAACUUUUGCCAAUUGUCGUCUCCGACAUUCCUGAGGAUUUACCCGAAGUCUCUCAAUUUCCGGUCGCGUGUGCCCUCCGAAACCUGCAGGUUAUAAAGACGCCACUGACCGAAGAUGAAAGGUGGCUGUUACGUUACCACCAGAAGCCGCCUCUUGAAUUUCUGGAAGCGCUGAACCGGGUCGUCGCAUCUGGCUCUACCGAAUUUGAAUUGUUUAUCCCUAAGAAACCCCAAGAACGUCUCAGCAUCUGCGCUUUGAGGGCGGCACUUCGAAUCCUGACUUCGAAGAAGGAAUGCGAUUCGUCAGUGCUCGAUUUCGUCGUCUGUGGGCUGUUGACAACUUUCGAUCAUUGUGAUUCUGCACUGGCCAACAUCGAGGCGCUACGAGCUGCCAGCCAGCUGACGAUCACCAAUGUUUCCUUGGGCCUCCGCCUAUGGGUCGCUGCCGUCGAUUUUGCGAAGAACUCUGCCACUGAAGAUUUCAGAAAGGAAUGGCAAGAACUGUUCUACCCGACAAUCUCUGGCAUAAUUCUACGGUUCUUUGUCGAUUUGGUCGAUCCAGAGAUAGUUUUAGCCUCUCACUCGUUGCCGUCAUGCCUGGCACUGGAUGCCUGCGUGCGUAUCUUCCCGCUUUUCCCGACGCAUUCCGAGCGGGUCGUCUAUUGCGAUGGGAUGGUGCCGCUGAUCCUCCACGCUCUUCCGGUCGUCGUCUCGCUGGCUUCACAGCAAACUCCUCGGACCAAUCCCGCCAGCUACUUCGCCACGGAGCCACCAAAAGAAGCGGCAGACACGAUUUGCCGUUUUGCCUGUUCCCUUCUCUAUCGAUUAGUAGAACAAGUGCCAGCCCUCGUCCGUAUGUGGUACAACAAGCUCGAUCGGGCCCCAUCAAUUUCCGUCAACAAGUUCUUCCGCGAAAACUUGUCCAAGUUGGGCAUCGACGCCGAGCUGACCAAGGUGCGCGAAGGUGUGCCGAGCAUCGACAAUACGGAGAAUACGCUCAAGAUACGAACGCUACCAGCGGCUGGCGAGGUGGUGACCGAGUAUACGGUAGAAGAGACGACGAUGCGGCUGGUCAUCGUCCUGCCGAGCGAUUGGCCCCUUCAUGUACCACAAGUUACCCUUGAUAAGUCGGUCGCCGCCUCUGAACGGACGAAAAAAUGGCUACUCCAGCUGACGACGUAUUUGUUCCAUCAAAAUGGGUCGAUGCUGGACGGGCUGGUAUCGUGGAAGAAACAAGUGGACAAGGAGGUAGCCGGGGCUGAGGCUUCGUUGACGGAUGCGGAAAACGAAGAGACGUACGGUAAGUGCAAUAAUCCGAACGGCCAUGGACACAACUAUGUAUGGAGGGUAACCCUAAAAGGCGAAGUCAACGAAAAAACGGGCAUGGUCUACGACUUGGCGCUACUCAAACAAGAAAUGGCAAAGGUACUCGACCUAGUUGAUCAUAAAAAUUUGGACAAGGAUGUGGCGUACUUCCGGCAACGGAUAAUGAUGCUCGCUUUCCUCGUCUCGUGCAUCGUUGCGUUUAUGGUUGUGAUAGGAGAUAUUGGGCCAAACGUCGUUGCCGACUACCUGGAGCUCGAAGCUCCGACUCAAAGGCUUCGAAUUUUGGUCAUGAUUAUCGUAUUGCUCUUCGUCAUCUUCCCGCUGUCGACGAUCCAGAAUUUGGAGGUGUUCAGCGUCGUGUCCUCGGCGGCAGUAUUUUUCUAUGCCGUUUUUGUGGUUCGGCUUUUCAUCGGCAGUCUACCAGUUUUAUGGGAAGGCACCUGGAGUAUUCACGUGCAUUGGUGGCGUUUCGAGGGGUUCUUUCCAUGCCUCCCAAUUGUCGCGAUGGCGCUCGCCUGUCAGACGCAACUUUUCUCGAUUACCGACAGUAUGAAAGAUGCGACGGACGAACAUGUUGACGCGGUCGUCGCCUCAGCUAUAAACCUUUGCUCUGGAAUGUACGCAGCCGUCGGCCUGUUUGGCUACGUAACUUUCUAUAACCUCGAGAUGCACGGCGACGUUUUGGUCAACCUCCAACCAACAUUCUUCACGCAAAUGCUCAAGCUGGCCUUUCUCCUCUCAAUCGCCGUCUCGAUCCCGUUGAUGCUCUUCCCAGCACGAGUCGCGCUAUUCAACCUCCUCUCACCACAGGGCUCUUCCGAUCACGCAGGGCCAGCCCCGCUCCACAACUCUACCUUCCACGUCCUGACCUUCGUGCUGUUGCUCGCCAACCUCAUCGUGGCCAUCUACGUUCCAAAUGUCGAAUUCAUCCUGUCCCUUACCGGCUCCGUCAUCGGCUCGUUCACCUCCAUCAUCCUCCCCUCCCUGAUGUUUAUCGGCGUGAUGAAAGAUAAGUCGACACCGAUGAUCUUUUAUGCAAGGAUGUGCAUCUUCAUCGGCAUAACAAUUCUCUGUCUCUCCACCAUCGCUACCCUUCAGACCGAACAAAAAUCCGACGUCGUUGAACGACCACUCCCAAAAGCCGCCGCCGACGAGAAGGCGUUGCGAAGCUUGGAGAAACUGGAAGAGAAGGUUAUGGAUGCGAAUAUCAACAUUUCACAGAAACUGGAGAAGGUGGCAGACCUAGCAAAAUCUGGCAACGAAAAAGAGGCCGAAAAGCUGCUGCUCGAAAUGAAGGUCCAACAGAAGGAGCAGCAAGAGUUGAUCAAGAAACAAGGGGAAAUAGUUGAAGAAUUGAACAGGCACGUCGAAUUACACCACGAUCACAAGGAAAAGGAAGCUGCGGGGGAUGAACCGAAAAAUGAGUCGGACACGGAGAAAGUUAAACCGGUGGAGCACAAGCAUGAUUUGAAAAAGGAACCAACAAAAGCUCCCCAAGAGCCUGAAAAACCGCUGGAAAAGCCCGUGGAAAAGCCGGUUGAGAAGCUGGAGGAAAAAUCUGUCAAGUCUCCCCAAAUUCCAAAAGAAGAGCGCCGAGAACCGAGAGAAGCUCAGUCCAACGUUACUGCCACUAUCAACAUCGUCGAGCCUAAAGACAAUACUACGGACUCCAAACAAGAACCC